AUGGAGCAGGGCCUACGAGUGGUGGUUUUUGCAGCUGUUGUUGUGGCUACCUUGGCUGUUGACUGCAGCACGCUUCCUGACGGUGUCUACGAGGCAGGAUGUAGGUCCUUUGCCAGAUGUACAGGGGCCGAGGUUACCAUUGUUGACUGUGACAAAGGAAACGUCUUUAACAAUGCAACCGGAAGUUGUGACGAUCCUCAUAACGUUCCACCUCCCUGUGGCGUCAUGAGGGAUUGCUCCAACAAGAAGGAUGGGAAAUAUGCAGAUAUGGAUCAACAUUGCGCCAGUUAUUAUACCUGCUUCACUGGAAAAUUCCUAGGACAUAACCCAUGUCCAGCAAAUUUGGUCUUUAAUGAAGAUUUACAAACUUGUGAUUGGAAAGAAAAUGUAAAACCACCUUGUGGAUCCAAAACAUCAUAAAUAACUACUAGGAUUUUUAAAAGGAAAUUUCAUUCUAUAUCAUUCUUAUUAAUGAAUGAACAAAAAGUUUACGAGGAGGAUUGGACAAUUUUUCAUACGUACUGUAUUUUUCACACUUCUCAUGUGAAAACUUGAUCAUGUUCUCUAGAAAAAAAUGUUUUACUUUAUUUUGCGACUGUCUAUAAUAUAUUAGCUAUAUUUGCUUCAUGGACUACAUUGUUUGUUAUUAAGGAGGAGUUCUCAUAUUUAUUGUAUUUAAAAAUUAAUGAAAUUUUCACAGAUUCAAUAAAACAUCACUAAAUGAUGGUAUCGGAUGGAUUAAAAUUGACACCGUUUAUUUUAGGAUCAAGGUCAUUAUCUUUUUGCUUGACGUUAAUAUUAAAAAUUUUGCAAAUCAUGUGAUGCCUACUUCCAUAUAUUUCGUUUUUCUUUGCGCUUAAAAGAUGAUAUCACUUAGGUUCUAUCAGAUGAUAAUACAAAAUUGAGAUACAUAUUGUAUCUAAAAUAAUAGAUAUUUGCUCUAUUUUUUCUUUAAUUUGUUAGAA
Messenger RNA from Saccostrea echinata, 965 nucleotides. Its product is annotated as chondroitin proteoglycan-2-like. The record is from RefSeq and is a predicted model, not a curated record. Gene Ontology annotation, molecular function: chitin binding. Gene Ontology annotation, cellular component: extracellular region. Bases 1 to 420 code for a protein of 139 amino acids. Lineage: Eukaryota; Metazoa; Mollusca; Bivalvia; Ostreida; Ostreidae. The transcript is spliced from 4 exons.